Molecule: messenger RNA, 1599 nt
Organism: Aspergillus heteromorphus CBS 117.55
Lineage: Eukaryota; Fungi; Ascomycota; Eurotiomycetes; Eurotiales; Aspergillaceae
Product: MFS transporter
Exons: 3
Coding region: 1-1599 (532 amino acids)
Biological process (GO): transmembrane transport
Cellular component (GO): membrane
Molecular function (GO): transmembrane transporter activity
Source: RefSeq, a predicted model, not a curated record
AUGACCACCCCAUCUCUGGAAGGGCAGGAACCUGCAUCGCAUCAUUCCGGAAUUCCACCAUCGAGGCAUGAUAAUGGUCUAGGCUCCGCACAGACUGCGCAAGAUGAAUACGUCUACAUUGCCGAUGGCUACCACUUGAUUCGGCGGAUCCUCUUCAUCAUGACGGUGUGUUCGUCCAUGUUCACCAAUCAAAUGGGCCUAUGCAACAGCCUCACGACGCUCGAAAUAAUCGGGGACUCCUUUGGCGUCACCGAGCCUGGUAAACUCUCGUGGACGAUCGCUGGCUACAGCCUGACUCUAGGCACAUUCAUCUUGAUCGGAGGACGCUUGGGGGACGAGUUUGGCAGCAAGGCAAUCUUCAUCAUCGGGAUGGGCUGGCUUGCUUUGACCAGCAUGAUGGCAGGAGCCUCUGUCUACGCCAGCUACCCCGUCUACAUCCUUGCUCGUGUCCUGCAGGGCCUCGGUCCCGCCUUAACUGUGCCCAAUGCACUCGCCAUCAUGGGCAAAUGCUUCUCCCAGGGCCCUCGAAACAUGGGGUUCGCAUGGUUUGCUGCAUCAGCUCCAGUCGGUGCGAUGGCAGGUCUCCUCUUCGGGCCCCUCUUCGCCAUGGCGUGGUGGCCAUGGAUCUACUGGAGUCAGGCUUUGGGGGUUGCCUUUCUCUUCGUCCUCGCCAUCGUGGCAAUUCCAAACAUGCCUGUCGAGGGUGAGCAACAACAGCGACGAACGAUUCGCGAAACCUUGGACCGCGUUGAUCUCCUGGGAGGUGCAAGCGGUGUGACCGCUCUGGUUCUGUUCAACUUCGCCUGGAAUCAGAGCCUGGUCACUACCUGGGACGAGCCUUACGUCUACGUAUGCCUGAUCCUCAGUUUCGUGUUCCUGGCGGCGUUCUUCUACAUCGAACUUCGCCUAGCUCGCUAUCCAAUCCUACCUGUCGACGUCCUUACUUCCGACAUCGCCUUCGCCUUGGGCUGUACCGCAGCGGGCUGGUCGACAUUUGGCAUCUGGCUUUUCUACGUCCUCCGAAUAUGCCUCAAUAUCGGUGGCCAGACUCCCAUUCAACUGGCUGCCUGGCUUUCUCCUAUCCUCGUCACCGGCAUAUCAACAGCAUUGGUCGUUGGCAAAAUAAUCAACAAGGUUCCAGCCUCGUCCAUCAUGUUGUUUGCCAUGCUUUGCUACUUCCUCACUUCCCUUCUCAUGGCCUUGCGACCCGUGCACUCGACGUACUGGACCUACUUCUUUUUCGCCACCCUCAUCGCCACCUUUGCAAUGGAUUCAUCGUUGCCUGCUGCCACGAUCAUGUUCUCGAACGCAGUGCCUCGUCAGUACCAGGGCAUGGGAUCCAGUGUGAUCAUGACGAUUGUUGUCUACAGUAUAUCGCUGGGUCUUGGUUUCGCGGGGACCAUUGAACUUCAGAUCAACAAUGGCGGACACACCAAGGCCGAAUUGCUUCAUGGUUACCGGGGGACGCUCUGGUUUUCUGUCGGGUUGACGGCAUUCGGCACUGUUCUCGCCCUUAUCUUUCUGCUCAAAGAUCAUCGAAGACGAAGGUUGGCCAGGAAUCAACAGGAAGAGGAAAAGGCUGAUUCAACGGAGGCUUGA